AUGGCGGAAGCAUUUGAGGAUAACAUACCUGGAUCUCGACCCGAGUAUGAAGAUGAGGAGAUGCAGGAUGUAGAGUUUGAGGAGUUUGAGGAGGGUGAGGGUGAGGAGGGUGAGGAGGGUGAAGAGGGUGAGGAGGGCGAGGAGGGUGAGGAAGAAGAAGAGGGUGAGGAAGAAGAAGAGGGCGAGGAGGGCGAGGAAGAAGAAGAGGGCGAGGAAGAAGAAGACGGUGAGGAAGAAGAAGACGGUGAGGAGGGCGAGGAGGGCGAGGAAGAAGAAGAGGGCGAGGAGGGUGAGGAGGGUGAGGAGGGUGAGGAGGGUGAGGAGGGUGAGGAGGGUGAGGAGGGUGAGGAGGGUGAGGAGGGUGAGGAGGGCGAGGAGGGCGAGGAGGGCGAGGAAGAAGAAGAAGAAGAAGAAGAGGGCGAGGAAGAAGAAGAGGGUGAGGAAGAAGAGGAAGAAGAGGAAGAGGAAGAAGAAGGUGAUGAGGUUGAAGGUGAAGAGUUCGAGGAAGAAUUCUUGGAGGAAGAAGUGGGCGACGAGGAGGAAGAACCGUCAUCCCUGCUAAUGACAUGGAGAGUAGGUCUCUCUAUCCUCCCUUGA
Penicillium paradoxum is the source of this 597-nucleotide messenger RNA. RefSeq lists its product as uncharacterized. The coding region runs from base 1 to 597 and encodes 198 amino acids. The transcript has a single exon. The record is from RefSeq and is a predicted model, not a curated record. Lineage: Eukaryota; Fungi; Ascomycota; Eurotiomycetes; Eurotiales; Aspergillaceae.